AUGCGGCUGCUGCAUCUGCCGUUAUCACCAACCAUCGGAGUGCUGCUUCUUUUUGCAUUUCUAACUAUCCAGACAUGUUCUGGAGAGCAAUUAGACUUGAAUUCACAUUUCCAUGGUUUCACUACAGGCAAACGGAUAAAUGCAUACCCUUACACCGCCCCCGAACGAGUCGUAGAUAAAGCAUUGGCGAGAAAGCACAAGAAACCACAAGCGACACCUGGUCCAAUCUAUGAAACCACUAUUGCAACUCCAAAUGGGGCAGCCGCAGCUCCUGGCGAAUCAGCAGCAGAUUUUGGUAUGCAAGGAGGAGGUCCAGGAAUUCCUGGAAUGAUGUCUAAUAAUCGACUACCUGCUCUCCAAACCGUUCAUCCUCCACCACCAAAUGAGAAGGAUUGGGUAUUGACAGCUGGAAAUGAAAGUUUGGUGGAUAACGUGCUUGCUAUCUCUUUGCAAUAUGGUGGGAGACUUGUUUCAAUGGGAUACUAUCUACGUGGUCAGGAUGUCAAUUAUUAUGCAAUCAUGCACAAGUACUCAGGACCAGUGUUCAUCAAGCCUGCUCCAAUGACAUUUGACGAGCUAAUCAGAGCUGUUCGAGAAAAUGAAGCGCGAGAUUUGGCACUAACUCAAGUAUGUGGCCAGGAAGGAAAACCUGGAGAAAUUACUUUCACCACAUACUGGGAACGUGUUCCUGGAGCGGAGUUUCAUAUUUGGUUCCCCGGGCAGCCUCAUGCUGAUGAGCAAAAGACACAUUUCGAAAAUAACGGCUACCGUCUGACCUAUCUCUGUGGUUACUCUGAAGCAGGAAAAGGAAAGUAUGUGGGUAUCUGGAUGAAGCCAACAAAGUCCGAAUCUCAAUAUGAAGCGCAUUACGGACUGACUAUGGAGGCUUGUAUGCAGAAAGAUCGGUUACUGGUACAGAAAGGAUAUGUGGCUACUUCUUUGAGAGUUUUCAACAACAAAAACCAAGUUUUGUGCACUGGAAUUUGGGAGAAUAGAAAUGGAAGGAGUAAUGUACAAGUUGGACAGAAUCUUGAAACUAUGUACAGGAAUAUGCAACGAAACCCAAACAUGGUACCUAGACAGAUUUCACAUUAUUUCGACAACUAUCAGAAUAUUGUCUAUGUUGUCUUAUGGAGCGAUGUUGAUGUAAACCGAUACCCUAAUCCACCACCACUUUGGGAUGAAGCCCCGAUUCCUGUCCGAUUCCUGAAAGGUUCUCCAGAGUUGCUGUCCGACGAUCAAAUGGAAUUUUUGAUCAAGCGAGUUGAACACUUUAUGAAAGAUCUGAAUAUUCCCGGUCUCUCUAUAGCAAUCGCCAAAAAAGAACAACUCAAAUUUGCGGCAGGUUUUGGCUACACCGACAUUCGACAGCAAGAACCCGUCACGCCAAAUCAUCAAUUCCGAGUGGGCUCAGUAUCAAAACCAGUCACCGCUGCGGCUAUCAUGCUACUUAUCGAUAAAGGCCACUUCACACUUGAUUCAAAGUUGUUUGGAAAGGACUCAAUAUUUGGCAGCGAGUUCAGCAAAAAGUAUCAAUAUCCGAGAUAUGUCACGGAAAUCACCGUUCGCCAUCUUUUGGAACACACUGCUGGUGGAUGGGACAACUUACAAUCUGAUGCUGCCUGGGUUCAACCUGACAUGACCACCAAAGAACUUAUUGAGUAUGUGCUUACCAAUGUACCACUGGAGUACAAACCAGGAUCAAUGUGGAUUUAUUCGAACUUUGGGUAUCAGUUACUAGGAUAUCUCAUCGAAACGACCACCGGCAUGUCCUACGAAGCAUUUGUCAAGAAGAACAUAUUCGCACCAUCUGGCGUUUACGAUAUUCAAGUGGCAAGACCGAGCAUUAGCGAGCGAGCACCAAGAGAAGUGGUAUACUACAUGUCUGGAAAUGGUCUUGGCUUCAACCCAUACGAGAUGCUUCCACCAGAGAGAAUUGGUCCAUGGGGUGGAUGGAUUGCAAGUCCCAUCCAACUUCUAAUGUUCAUGAGUCGUAUCGAUGGUUUCACAAACCGAGAGGACAUUCUCAGUGAAAUCGCUAUCUCAGAACUUGCCACCCCAUCCCCCGCUUCAAAUGAUACUUAUGGUUUGGGCUGGUCUUUGAACAUUAUGGGAUUCAAUGGUUGGCAACAUGACGGUCGAAUGCCGGGUAGCGCUGCGAUGUUGGUCAGGUUGGAUAAUGGAUUAGAAAUGGCGGUGACUGUCAAUAAGGAAUACUCCGAACGAGACUUCUUCCACGAACUGGGAUACGUCCUCCACCACAUUGGAAACAAUUGUGAUUGGUGGAAUGACGACUACGACCUUUUCCAAAAAUCGCGACGUUCCUCCCGAAGCGCGACACUCCCGAAACGACACUUGUACCGAGCAGAGGCACAAAGAACGACAAUUCAUGAUACAACAAAUCCACACGUUAUUCGCUUUGUUUAG
This is a messenger RNA of Caenorhabditis remanei, 2427 nucleotides long. RefSeq lists its product as uncharacterized. The transcript has 16 exons. NCBI's taxonomy places the organism in Eukaryota, Metazoa, Nematoda, Chromadorea, Rhabditida, Rhabditidae. The coding region runs from base 1 to 2427 and encodes 808 amino acids. The record is from RefSeq and is a predicted model, not a curated record.